UCCUUUCUCUCUGUUCGAUUUUGCAACAGACGGAGGUGAGAGAUAGAGAGAGGUCAUUUCAAUCGAUGGGCGCGGUUAAUUUCUUUGUCUUCAUUAGGGAGGAGGGGGAUUGAGUAGUAUGAUGAGCACACGUGGCGGAGAGAGAGACGCACCGUAUAUUCCAGACACGGAAAUAGGGAAGGGGUUAAACAAAGAGAGAGCAGUGUCCGUAAUAUCCAGCUCAGAGUCACCGACUGACCGCCCCAGCCAUCCAUAUCACGACCGAGUUCCUGGUGGCGAUUCCGCUUACAAAACCCCCUCUUUGAUCUUAUUUCUCUCAGAUUCUCGCCUCCUCUAAACUCACUGUCACUACGGUUAGGGUUUUUGACUAAUUACGAUUCGCCCAAGCAGCGGAAAUGGGUAGAGGGAAGGUGCAACUGAAGCGAAUCGAGGACAAGAUCAGGCGCCAAGUGACUUUCUCCAAGAGAAGGACUGGGCUGAUGAAGAAGGCUCGCGAGCUCUCCGUGCUGUGCGGCGUCGAGGUUGGGCUCAUCAUCUUCUCCGCCAAAGGGAGGCUCUACGAGUUCUGUAGCGGCGAUAGUUUAGGAAAUGUUCUUGAGCGUUACCAGAUACAUAAUGAGGAAGAAGUUGCUGCUCCCAAGAAUGCCAAGAAGCAUAAUUUGGAAUUGACUGGUAAUGGCACAUGCGCUAAGAAAUCCCUGAAAAUGAUUCAAAGUGAACUAGAAGCACAGAACAUUGAAAAUCUGGAUUUGACAGAGCUCACUCAACUUGAGAAGCAACUGGAUGCUAUAUUAAGACAAACAAGAUCAAGAAAGACGCAGCUCAUGACGGAAACAAUAACAGCUCUCAUUGACAAGGGAAAGAAGCUGGGAGAAGAGAAGGAUCUCAUGGAAAAGGAGAUUGCAGCACUGAUGGUGGAGAAGGCGAACCAGCCGGAACAGCCAACUGCGAUUGCUGCUGCUAAUGAUAAUCAUGAUGAUGAGGAAAUGGAAGGAGAACGAGAAGGAGAAGCAGAUGAGCACAGCAGUUGUGCCCAGACCAAACAUCCCGUGCUUAAUUUGUUUUAGAUCGAAUUCCUAGUACUUGUUUAUAUGUGUGUAUUGUAGCUGGGACAUCUGCAUGCGACGUGGCAGAAGCAGAUACUUCCCACGUCAACUCGUAAUGACACUUGUAGCUAUAGUAGUCAAGACAAGGACAAACCGCACCGUUUCAACCACAAUUGUAUUUUGUAUGUGGAAGAGUAUGUUUGUAAUGUAAGGCCAUCUCCCAUGGUCAGUUUAAAGUCUAAAUUAUAAAAAACCCAUGAUUUCCAAUA
Molecule: messenger RNA, 1315 nt
Organism: Rosa rugosa (rugosa rose)
Lineage: Eukaryota; Viridiplantae; Streptophyta; Magnoliopsida; Rosales; Rosaceae
Product: truncated transcription factor CAULIFLOWER A-like
Exons: 7
Coding region: 396-1067 (223 amino acids)
Biological process (GO): positive regulation of transcription by RNA polymerase II
Cellular component (GO): nucleus
Molecular function (GO): RNA polymerase II cis-regulatory region sequence-specific DNA binding; DNA-binding transcription factor activity, RNA polymerase II-specific; protein dimerization activity
Source: RefSeq, a predicted model, not a curated record